UCUUGGUUGCCUCACCCGCAUGCCCCCCUUCUCUCCUUCACUCACUAUCUUCCCCUAGCUAACCCCACUCUCUCUAUUUCCUUCCUUUUCACCCACCUAUAAAUCCAACACUAACCCCUCUUCUCUCUCUCACCUGUACUCCUUCACAACACCAAAACUCUCUCUUUCUUUACUACUCACUAGCUAUACACCUCUUCCUUUGAUCAAUACUUGACCCCUCCUUUUAUAUCUCUGUGUUGCAGUCCAAUAUUUGAUAAUAUCAAUGGCUAUGUCUGGAUUUGAAGGUUUUGAGAAGCGGUUGGAGCUUCAUUUCUUUGGCGAUGACCCCGUGAUGGUGGACAACAAUCUGGGUCUUAGGCUUCUUGGUUUUGAGUCAUUGGAACAAGUGCUAAAUGCUGUCCAAUGCACUGUGGUAUCUGCUGUUGCUAACCAAUAUUUUGAUGCCUACGUGUUAUCAGAAUCAAGCCUCUUUGUGUACCCCACCAAGAUCAUCAUCAAGACAUGUGGGACCACCCAGCUUCUCAAAUCUAUCCGUCCAUUGAUACACUAUGCUUGCAAUCUAGGCCUCACUUUAUGCUCUUGUAGGUACACAAGAGGUAGCUUUAUCUUCCCAAAGGCACAACCUUUCCCCCACACCAGCUUCAAAGAAGAAGUUAUCUACCUCGAGGAGACCCUUCCUACCAAUCUUUGCUAUAGAAAAGCCUCUGUCAUGCCUUCCAAAAUGACCACUCAUUCUUGGCAUGUCUUCACGGCUAGUGAUCAAUCUCACGUAAUCCCCAAGGAUAUUUACACCCUAGAGGUGUGUAUGACUGAACUCGACCGUGUUUUGGCUCGUAAAUUCUUUCAACCUCCCGGUGGUACCAAAAGUGGUGACAUAGCAGGCAAAGAAAUGACCAAGAUUACCGGUAUAGGUGAUAUCAAUCCAAGAGCUAUGAUUUGUGAUUUUGCAUUUGACCCUUGUGGAUACUCCAUGAACGGGGUUCACAAUGAUCGCUACUCUACCAUCCAUGUCACCCCAGAAGAUGGCUUUAGCUAUGCAAGUUUUGAGUGUGUGGGCUCCAUCUAUGAUGAUGAUAUCGAACAUCUUGUUGGGUCCUUGAGGAAGGCGGUCCAAGUUUUCCGGCCAGGCACCGUAUCGGUGUCGACCACAUGCUCAAGCCACGAGGUAUGGACACGUGUCGCCCAUGCUCUCGAGCCACUUGGAUUGAAAUGCCGGAGUUGUGCUGCCGAUGAGUUUCCAGCCGCUGGAAGCAUCGUGUUUCAAACGUUCACGGCCCGCCGGAAAUAGCUCCACCAAAACAUCGGUGCUGGUGCAUGGUACGUAGAUAAGACAUAUUGUGGGAAGGGGAGGUUAAAGAUUAAGAGAGUUAGGGUUUAGAGGGAGGGUUUAGCUGAAUUUUUUAGGACGGGUGAUGAUGUGGAGAGAUGUGAUUGGUUAAUUGAGGGAUUGUGGGCUUUUGACCUGUGUAGAAAGAUCAUAGAUAAAAGUGGGGAUGAUCAGAGAAUAUUUAUCUAGAGAUGAGAAGAUGGAUGUGGAGGCAUCAAGAAGAGGGGUGAAAACUUGGGCUCUCUCAUGAUAAUGCACCCCACUUAGGCUUGUCACGCCUAAAGAUUUUUGAGCUUGUGUAGUAGUGGGGGGGUGAAAAGGUGCUCAAUGUUUUUCAGGUUUAUAUGGAACUUUCUCUUUCACUUAA
Molecule: messenger RNA, 1694 nt
Organism: Populus nigra (black poplar)
Lineage: Eukaryota; Viridiplantae; Streptophyta; Magnoliopsida; Malpighiales; Salicaceae
Product: S-adenosylmethionine decarboxylase proenzyme 4-like
Exons: 1
Coding region: 263-1288 (341 amino acids)
Biological process (GO): spermine biosynthetic process; spermidine biosynthetic process
Cellular component (GO): cytosol
Molecular function (GO): adenosylmethionine decarboxylase activity
Source: RefSeq, a predicted model, not a curated record